Messenger RNA from Rhinichthys klamathensis goyatoka, 855 nucleotides. Its product is annotated as macrophage mannose receptor 1. The transcript is spliced from 5 exons. NCBI's taxonomy places the organism in Eukaryota, Metazoa, Chordata, Actinopteri, Cypriniformes, Leuciscidae. The record is from RefSeq and is a predicted model, not a curated record. The coding region runs from base 1 to 855 and encodes 284 amino acids.
AUGGACCCGAUGCUUCUUCUCGUCCUCAUGAGCUGCGCAUUCGACGAGGCUCAGCGAUACUGCCGGGACGUUUACACCGAUCUGGUGACUCUACGGGACCGGGCAGAAAUGGAGGAGCUCUUUGCUCUUGAAGACUUCACGUCCACUGAAUCUGCCUGGAUUGGACUGAAGUAUACGAGUCAACAGCAGUGGCAAUGGGCUCUGGCCGAUCAAGACUUUUACAAGGAAGGAGAAACGGAAUACAGAAACUGGGGGCCAGGAGAACCAACUAACACACCUGGUGAAUACUGUUCAGUAAUGGAUGAUCAGGGGAAUCUUCGUGACACGACAUGUCAGAAUAAUGAGCAGAAAUACAUCUUGGUUAAUGAGCUAAAGUCAUGGAGAGAAGCUCAGAGUUACUGUAGACAGUUUCACACAGAUCUGGUGAGCGUCAGGAACCCGGACGAGAACCUUCAGAUCCAGAAGCUCAUUCCUGCAGAAGUCUCAUAUAUCGGCCUUUACUGGGACGCUUUCGGCUGGUCCGACGGCGACACGUCCUCCUUCAGGAACUGGGACCCUAAUCAGCCGGAUGGAUCGGGAGAAUGUGUGGCUCAACAAUUACAGGAUCUCAGACUGUGGGACGAUCAGACGUGCAGCAGUCCCAAACCUUUCUUCUGCUAUGAGAUCGCAGUGUUUAAACAGGUUCUGAGAUUGGAGCUGGGAUCGAAUCAGAAUCUGAACGAUCCUGAUGUGAAGGCGACCAUCCUCCAGGAGAUCCAGCAGAGUCUGAUCUCUCAGGGAAUGUCAGAGAGCGCAAGCCUGCAGUGGAGACAGCAGCCGGACGGAAACAUCUUUCAAGAGAAAGCAGAGUCAUAA